This is a messenger RNA of Microthlaspi erraticum, 798 nucleotides long. The record is from the annotation of a GenBank genome assembly. Lineage: Eukaryota; Viridiplantae; Streptophyta; Magnoliopsida; Brassicales; Brassicaceae.
AUGGGACCAACACCAGAGUUUGCUAAAGACUUGAAAGUGGCGGAUCUUCUGCUACCACAGUCAAGAGGAUGGAAUGAAGACUUGAUUAACACUUUAUUACCUUGUUACAAGGAAGAGAUACUUUGCAUCGUCCCUGGUUCUUUUGAUACAGAAGAUUGCCUAGCGUGGCUCCCACAGAUGACGGGAGAAUACUCGGUGAAAACGGGGUACUACGCAGCACGAGAUCGAGCCCCAUCAGACCUAAUCGCUGCAGUCAACAACAACUUUAAUUGGAUUUCAGAGGUAUGGGGAGGAAAUUUUGCUCCAAAAUUGAAAAUAUUCCUAUGGAAAGUGGUUCAAGGAGCCUUACCAGUGGGAGAAAACUUAGCGAUCCGAGCAAUUGUACAUCAAGCAACGUGUAUCCACUGUGGAGAAGCUGAGACUACCCUCCAUAUAUUCUUCCUCUGUGAAUUUGCCCAGGAAGUGUGGCGUCUAGCUCCCUUCCGAAAUCAAUUUACCUCUGGAACUCUUACAAAUAUCAAAGCAGGAAUCAAAAUCCUCAAUGUGGCGGUGAGCUUACCGCCGACAGGAAUCGGCGCCGGCACGUUAGCACCAUGGAUCAUGUGGAGCAUAUGGAUGAGCCGGAACAACAAGAUCUUCAAUAAUAGAAGGUUCAAUGUGCAGGAAACCCUAAAUCUCGCCUCAAUCCGGGGCCACGGGAAUGGCAAGAGGCUCAAGAGUAGACACCGAUCCGCUCCGAAGCGAACAGAAAUCACAAUUAGGGUUUUACUUAUAAUCUUCAUCUUUGCUUAUACUUAA